AUCUCCUCGAGACCCUCCUCAAAACCAAGAAACACCCCCCCCAAAACAAAAGCACCGGAACAAGCCAAUGUCUCUUGCGCGGCAAAAAGGACCGGCAAUCCCGGCGCAGAAGCUCCCCAAUAUUGUGGCGUCGACCGCGAUUGUGCGGCCGGGCGCUGAGGCAGGCGGCAGCAACGCCCAGCCGAUGGACGACCGAGAGGACGACAGCCGCUUCUCGUCCGAGCCACAGUGGAAGGCUGCGCUAAGGAGAAGCAAGAAGGAGAAGGACUUCGAGUCCAAGAAGAAGGCUGCGGCCGAAGCCGAGCGCUUGGCAGCAAUACCCAUCUGGAAGCGUCACAUUAUGGAGGUCAAAGAGCGCAAGUCGAGCUCGCCCAACGGCAGCAUCUCCAUGACUCCACAGCAAGUUGCCGCCAUGCAGCAAAUCCACGACCCCGAUGCACCCACCUCGUCCGCUGCAGCCGUCUCUGCCGCAAACGCAUCCUGGAUGGACAAUCUUGCUUCCCGCGACACAUAUCGACCGACGCACUCGACCAAUCGAGACUUUUCCGCUAACUCGGCCCGCUUCAACACGCUUGAGCGCGGCAAUAUUUCUGCCCUUGGCAACCGUCAUAUUCCCGAUGCUGCACCACUCGUUCCCAAAGCGCUGCAGAUGAAUGCCCAACCAGCACCGGCGCCAGUUGUUUCGACCAAACCAAAAAAGAACCUCUCGGUCUCAUUUUUCGAAGAAGAGAAUGAAAUCCCAUACGUCGAGUUUGAGGGCGAGAUUGAGUUCAACCAGGAGCUGGCGACAGAGAUGGACACCGAGCCCAUGAACGAAGGCAAUGCCGACGACAACGAAGACCAAAUUUUGUCCACGCUGCGUGUGGCGGCACUGGCUCGCCCAGACCAAGCCACGAUGGCCCUUAAUGUUGCUGGUCGACAAAUCACCACCACUGCCCGAGACGAAAUCACCGACGUAACCAAUCUUGAGGAUGAUCUUGCAGCCAUGAUCUGGUGAUUUUGCGCUGUUGCUGUUCUGCAUUUGUUUGUCUGUACUGAUGUCGAGUGCCUUGUGCUUCUCUCCCACCGCCGGCUGGGUUGCACUCGUGUGCUCGAUCAUAUUUUCUUCAUCUCUCGUCUUCCAACCUUCAUUUGCUAUCCGUCCUUACCUCUCUCUGUACUUUCCUUUUUGUUCGUUCGUGGCUUUGUCUGUCCAUGUUGCUUGUAGUUUGAGAAUAGAUUUCUUUUUUUC
Molecule: messenger RNA, 1231 nt
Organism: Capsaspora owczarzaki ATCC 30864
Lineage: Eukaryota; Filasterea; Ministeriida; Capsasporidae
Exons: 3
Coding region: 68-997 (309 amino acids)
Source: RefSeq, a predicted model, not a curated record